UUCUGCCCUUUCAUCCGAUGUCAUUAUUCUCAAUGUUGGGGGGAUGACUUGCGGCGGGUGUACUUCAAGUGUGAAGAAAAUACUGGAAAGUCAACCCCAAGUCUCUCUGCAAGUGUCGAUCUAGCUUCGGAGACGGCAAUCGUGUGGCCUGUUUCCGAAGCCAAGGCUUUACCAAAUUGGCAAAAGGAGUUGGGAGAGGCACUAGCUAAACACUUGACUACCUGUGGUUUCAAUUCUAACCUUCGAGGUGAGGAAGCUGUUGAAGGUGUCUCACCAUAGUUCCUUUCCGAGACCCGAAUGCAAGUAACAUCGGCGACAAUAUAGGCUUUGAAGUCCUAGAUAUAAUUAAUUUACCAUUUCUCCUUUCAAUAGGGCAACCACUUCAUAAAUUUGCAUCGAGGGAUGAUUCGAUGGUGGUGAAGAACACUGACCUUUUUUAAGAAAUAAUCGUGAACAUUUUAUGGUAAUUAAGAGGAGAUUAAGGUCUCUUAGAAUGCUGAUGGCAUUCUUCUUCUGUAAAACUUGUACUCAUUUUCGUAUUUCUUUGCAAAAUGGGGUGUGUACCCUUCAUUAAGAGCCUCAGAUUAUGGCUGUGUAUCACAUGAUUCAUGAUAUGGUAUCAUCUCCCAAUGGUGUCCAUCAAAUAAAAGUAACGGAUAUUUGUAUUGUCA
Molecule: messenger RNA, 671 nt
Organism: Hibiscus syriacus
Lineage: Eukaryota; Viridiplantae; Streptophyta; Magnoliopsida; Malvales; Malvaceae
Product: copper-transporting ATPase PAA1, chloroplastic-like
Exons: 5
Source: RefSeq, a predicted model, not a curated record